Letharia columbiana is the source of this 597-nucleotide messenger RNA. RefSeq lists its product as uncharacterized. The record is from RefSeq and is a predicted model, not a curated record. Lineage: Eukaryota; Fungi; Ascomycota; Lecanoromycetes; Lecanorales; Parmeliaceae. The transcript is spliced from 3 exons. Bases 1 to 597 code for a protein of 198 amino acids.
AUGAAUUUCUUUGGACACAAGUCUCAAGUCCUCGGCCCAGCUUGCAGCCCAAACAUUCUCAACAUCGUGACUCUCCCCAAGAAUGAGGGCACUGUGGCCACGCCUCCAGGUAUCCCAGACCCAGAAGCCUUGAACUGCACGCUCAAACAGAGCUCCUUCCAGCGCAAGGCCAAAGACAUUGUCAGAGUCGGCCGCGGAUGCGCAGAGCAGCUUGACAUAUCAUUCCAGCGCACCAUUAGAGUUUCUGAUGGCGAAGGGGACUCUGAACUCCCACCAGGCAUGGGGAGCUUUCCCCUCUACUCGGUCGCCAACUACGCAAAGGAAUUGCCCAAAGGCAUUGCGGCGAAAGGCGGCCUUUUCCUUCCCAUGUAUUACCGUCCAAAGCGUGAGGCGAUGUGGAUCUCAAUCAAAUCCAAAACACCUUUUCCCAUCCGGAUCUUUGUUGGAGGCGUGAAUGCUAUUUCUGGCGAGCCUACUGGCGACAACGAAGCCAUCAUGAUGCGUCGUCUCAGCUUCAUGGAAAAGAAGAAGUCCAUCAGAUAUUACAUUGUCACACCAAAGCAGCAUUGGCUUGACGGUAUCGCUACCGACAUGUGA